ACCUGUUACGUACACAUAACUAAGUGAGAAUAAUUAGUAACGUAAGGGGUCUCUUUCUUCAAUACACAGCCCUGAGGGAAGCCACGCCACUGUGCGUGUGUAAUUGUCGGUGACGUUUGUAAACUUAUAGGUGUACCGUUGCACAGGAGGUUAUAUGCUGCGUUCUUUUUAAUUAUUAUCACGAAAAAAUGGUUCGCACCGAUUGGGAUCGAAUAUUAUCUGUGAACGUCUCGUCUUUAACGGAUGAAGAAAUCGAAGAUCUUUUUCCUACUGUAGUCCAAUGCGACGUAGACGAGAUUACUGAUGUGCACAAUCUGCGAAUCCUCAUGAGACUGUCUCAAGAAAUCAUGACUUAUAAAGACAAUCAAGUAGAGGCUUUGCUCCUUGAAUGUGGUGAAUUGAAGGAAACAAUAGCUUCAUUACGUCCUGAGGCUGCUAAACGAAAGAUCAGAGAUCGUGAUAUAUCUACAACGAGACAAGAGUCCGAUGGUAUUAGCAAGAGUGUAGGUUUAUUGGAACAUACUCCUUAUACAGAUACGCAAGGAAAAAAUGAGAAAAUUAAAACCCUCAUGGUGGAACUAGAAACUUUAGAUAAGGAAAAUGAGAUUCUUAAGGAGCGGUUAACAACAUUAAAAGAUGAGAUGGAAGAUGCAACGGAAAAAAUGAAUGAAAUGACUGAAGAAUUACGCUCCACUCAAAUAAAAGAUGCGGAAUAUAAAGACAAAAUAUUGACAUUGGAACAAGAAAACGCAGCUUUGGUUAUUCAAAUCAGAGAAGUAACAGCACAACAAAUAGACAGAGACAGAAUGUUGGAUGAAUUUGGCGCAGCUAUUGAUGCUAGAAUGUCUGAAUGGAAGGAUAUAUUAGACGAAAAGGACGAUGAAAUUACACGUUUGAAAGAAAACUUAUCGCAAUCUUUAAGGCAGUCUGUUACAUCGGUUAAAGAAGAAAAUAAAUCUGAGAUUAUUCAUCUAAAUGACGAAAUAGUUCGCCGAGAUGCGAUUAUAAUUGAGUUGCAGGCUAAAUUAUCGGAAGCUGUUGUUGAAAUAAAUGAGAGUGCAACACUUAUAGACAAAUUAAAACGAAAAGUACAGGAGCCUGUAAAAAGCGACAAACGGAAAGAACAAAAAAAUUUGUUGAAAAGGAUACAAAGUGCAAAUGAAAAAAUUUCUAAUUUAGAGAAUGCAUUAUCCCAAGCACAAGAUGAUGCGAAAUCUCAGAGUAGCAAAUUGUGUGACGUACUGUCUACGUUAAAACAAUACGAAGAAGGAAAUGAAGCUUUAACUAAAGCGUUAAACGAAAUUAGAGAAUUAAAAAUCAAAUUGGAUUACAAAAAUGAACAUAUAGAAGAUUUAGUUAAUGUUGUUAAUAAACUGGAGAUGUUAAAUUCGUAUCAAGAGAUGGAAAUUUUAACUCUUAGAGAAAAGUUAGGGAUCCCAGAGGAUGAAUCGGUAUCGAUUAAAAGCGUUGUAGCGAAACGAAAAGAGGAAUCAAGGAAACUAGGAGAGCUUGUUCAGCAAAAUAAAAGCCUCGUAGAGGAAAAUUUAGAAUUAAAGUCAGAUAUAAGGAUAUUAAAAUAUAAAUUAAGCAAGUCUGAGAAGAUAUUAGACACUUCAGAUAAUUUAGGUGACUCUAGUGAUCAGUUUUUACACUCGACUAAAUUAGCCGAAUCGGAAAGUAUGCGAGUACGUUCCAAAACUGACAUCUCCGAAGUUAGUCAAAAUAUUCAGAUAUUUAUAGAUGAAAAUGAAGCGCUUAGAACAGGCAUGCACGAGAUUAUGGACAGUAUACGCAAUCAAGAUGGUAAGAGCGGGGUGGAGAUACAAUCCAGUACAUUGGAACGAUUGUUGGAAGCUUUAGAUGUUAGACAUUUAGCUGGUUGGUAUCAUCCAGCUAUGAGAUUACAGGAACAUCUUAAUGUAGUGCAAGGUAGCAAUGCUGAAUUAAGGUCGCAGCUUAAAUUACUGAGAAAAGAAUUGCAAAGGAAAGAUGAUAUAUUGCAAGAUUUGGCGGUAAGUAGAAAUAUAGACGUCGAGAAAUUGUACGAGAAGUACAACGAAGAAGGCGAAGCGAUGACGAUAUAUCUUACGGAAAUGAAAGCUCUGCAAACGGCAUAUAAGAAUGAGGCGGAAGAGUGGGAGAAGCAAAAGGAUUUGUUGGUUCGAGAGAACAACGAGUUGAAGGAUGAGAUGGAUAGCUUUAAGAAGCAACUAAACGUUUAUAAGGAAAAUCUGCGGAUUGUAGAAAGUGGAGAUGACGAAAUCCAGAAAGCACUGGUGACAAAAACGAGAGAAUAUGCGGACGCCGCCAAUGAAGUAAUUAUCGCGAACAGGAAAGUCACUAGUCUUCAACAGUUGCUUAACAAAGAAACCAGUAGACUGUACGAGUGUCAAAAGGGGAUAAUCAAAAAAGAGAGCGAACUCAACAGAGCCCUUGCGGACGCAAACAAGCAUAACAAAACGUUACUGUCAGAAGUUUCACUCUUACAAAGUAAUUUGCACAAUUCUGUGAGUGCGGCUGUGCAUAACGAGUUGAAAGAGGAACACGAGGAACUGAACAUACGCUAUCGCGCUUUGUUAGAAACUGCGAUGACGUCUUCCGACUGCGAUGAAGUAUUAUCCUUGAAAGCCGAAAUAGAAACGAUAAGGCAGGAGAAGUAUCAACUCGUGGAAGAUUUGCGACGGCAAGUCGACGACCGUGAGAACGACAAUUUGCAGCAAAGUUUGAAGGAAACGGAAGCCAGAGAAUUGAUCGAGAGACAACGAGCGGAUCAGAUGGCCAGAUUGCAUGAGAUAACUCAGGCUCAAUUGGCGAAAUGCGAAGACAGUGUUAAGCGACUUACCGUUUCGAAUUCUGAAUUGCAAGAGAAAUUGAUCGAGACCCACGGGAAAUUGUCCAAGGAGGUAGCGCUGCAGGAAGCCAUCCCAGUGGACGAUAAUCGCACGCAAGAGCUGCAGAAUGCAAAUGCUCAACUUACCACAGAGAACGCAGGUUUGAGGAGAGCGCUGCAGAUUUCUCAGGAAGAGGCUCAGUUGCAGUAUUCGCUGAAUUCACUGCAGACACUGGAAUUGGACAGUCUCAGGCAUCAGAUAUUAGACCUGCAAGCUGUGAGCGAAGACAAGGCCACUAUUUCGAGACUCGAUUUUGAGCUUACGAGUAAGAAGAUAGCGGAAAUGGAAUUAACCGCGCAGAAAACGCGACUGCAGAACGAGCUGUCUUCCACGCAGCAAGAGCUUGACAACUCGAAAAGGAAAUACGAGGAGAUGCGGGAUUACGUGCAAGACUAUCGGAAACGAUGUGACAACCGUUGCAAAUAUUACACGGACAUCAUAUAUUUUUUGCAAUGCCAGUACGCGGGAUCAACUUCCGUGAGUAGUUUGGAAAAAGUGGUCGCCCUCGCCGCAAAAUUGAAGACGGACCGACGGGACGUCGAUUUGGAAAUGCGUAAAGUAAAAAAGUGCCACGAAGAUGUGAAGCACGAACGGCAACUCUUGUCUACGCGCCUCGAGAUCGUCGAGCGUCUGAAAGAUAUAUUGGAGCAACAGAUUGGCGCCGGCAACGUCCAAAACAUAAUGGAACACUUUGCGGAAACUUCACAGCGGACACUGAGUGAUUUUAAAUAUAAACGACGAAUAGCUCACUUGGAGCACGAGCUUCAAAUAGCCGGCAGCAAGUUCAACGAAUACGAGUCAGUGAUUGCCGGCAUGGAACAGGACGUGAUAGAUAUUCAGAGAGCUUGGUAUCCGCAACAAGAUCAUCAACUCCGGCUUAACGCGCCGAUUUUGGAGACAAAGUCCGUUCAAGCAGCGGCGGAGGUCCGGGUGGUCAGUGUUCAAACAGAUCCCUACACUUGUUGUCUGAAUGACAAGGUCGAGGAAGGCACAGCUAAGGAGAGCGAAGUUUCCCAGGAUAUUCGGGACUCGUCUGAACCAGGUGAAACCAUCGAAAAGACAUUCAAAGAUGCGGGAAGCAAUACGGAAGAGAGCGGUAGCUCCGCGCAGCGUCUUAACGAGCAGUUAGACCAAGCGCUGAAACUCGUGUCGGAACGCUCCGCGAUGCUCGCCAAGUGCGAAUCGCAAUUAGUCGAGUGUCAGGCAAAGAUGGGCGGUUUAACAGAGGCGAUGAAGGAGAAGGACUCGCGCCUUGCCCAAAAGCAAGAUGUACUCGACGAGUUAACGUCUCAGUCGCGCGCCACGGACGUCGAGUGCACCGACAAGCUGGCUUUAAAAUCGACGAUAAACAGCUUGCAAAAACUAAUCAGUCAAAAGGAGGAGACCAUUCUGAGGUACCAGCAUCUGUUGAAAGAGGACCGGGACGAGCAUAGUCGGGCAGCGAGUCGUUUUCAGGAGGAGAUUAAGAGCUUGCACGACCGUAUCCUGUCCGUGCGGAGUGAGACAAGAAGAAACGGAGAGUCGACCGUGAAGAAUAUCCUCGGAAAAGCGCCGGCUUCUACGUUCCACGAAAGCUCAUCGAGACCGCCGAGGAACAGCGCCGCGCAGGAGGAAGAGAUUGUCAGGCUGCGCGAAAAGGUAUCCACCUGCGAAGCGGAAUUAAAUAUCAGCAAAGAACUGAGCGAUCGUUGGCAUCGGUUGGCAGAGGAAAGAUUGAAACACAUGGAUCGUAUGAGAGAAAGAUUAGAGCAACAGCAUAAAACCGAGCUCGAGAGCUAUCGUGGUGAAUUGAACAAGUGGCAGGCGGAGGCUGACACGCUCAGACAACAAUUAUCCGAGAACCGGGUGUUGCUCACGAAAGGAAAUAUCUCCCUGAUGAAGGAGCUACAGGAGAAAGACGACAAGAUACAUGAACUGAGUCUCACUUGCCAGCAAUUACAGAAUGAAGUCGAGUUAAUGGAGUCUGCAGGCCGACCUCAGCAGGUAACAGCUCGUGCUGAUACGAAGGCGAGCGAGACGGCGUACAAUAGCCAUCGUGAUCAACUGCAGCAGCAAAAUCAAGCGGACCUCUUGCGGCGGCAGCUUCAGUCUCUCAUGGAGAAGGAGAAGGCGUACAAGUACGAAAUAGCCGAUUUGAAGCAGCAGCUCAGUCGCAGGUAUAUGGCGAUAAAAGCGCAGGAGAAGAAGACGUCGCAGCGUGAAGCUCAACUCGAGCGCAAAGUUGCGUCUCUCGAAGAGGAGUUGUAUAAAACGAAAGCUCAGUUGGAUCGUGAAUACCUGGCGCAAGAAGCUAAAAAGGCGAAGACCGCGGAGGAACUUGCACUGUGGGAGAAACAGAAAAAGUGGCAGCAAACGGCGGAGAAACUGAAAGGGAAACUUAAAGAGAAAACGGACGAGUACGCGAAAUUGCUGGCGAAUCACGAGAAACUUCGAUCCGUCGUCUCGUGUAUGGAACGAGAGAAAUGGUAUUUAAGAAGCAGGCUUAAAUCCGAGGCCGAUAACGUGUCCGGCGAUUCGUCGUCGAGACUUUUGUCGAGUGUACAACGUAAAACGGUAGAUGAACUGGAGAAAGAAUGUUUAACGCUGAGAGAACGUGUUAAAGAAUUGACCGAACGCUCGGGGAAGGAAGGUGAUGAACAGCUCAUGUCGGAAAUAGCGAAACUGAAGCGCCACAAUGCCGCUCUGGAAGCGGUCUCUCAGGGCAAUAUGUGCGUGAUCAGCCAGCUGGAAAAAUUAGAAAUGACCAAAGAUAUUCUGGAAAAGAUGAAUCUCAAGCUGGAGAGUGAAAAUUUCGAGCUGCGGCUCGCAUUAGAGAGGACGAAUUCGGACACUCCGCGAUUGCGAGAGAAAGUGAAUCAUUUGGAAAAAUAUAUAAAGUUAUUGAAAGUAGAAAAAUCGUCAGACUCGACUCCUAGAUCGUCAGAUAAAGACUUGCCAGAACCACGCGCUAAAAAAUCUACUUUCGAAAUGGAGAAAACAAUAUUUACAUUGAAGCGAAUUGUCGAGAAGCUGCAGGCAGAGAAUAAAAGACUGAAAUUUAGUUCCAAGAAAAAUCAUAUUCUAGUCAAUCAAGAAAGGACAAAUAGAUUUGACAUUGAAGGAGAUACUUUACUUCAAGGACAAUACGAGGAAUCUCAAAAACGUGUGAUAAGCUUAGAAUCGGAUUUGCGACUGGCUGAACAGAGAAUAGUUAUGUUAGAAAAGGCUCAGAAAGAAGAUGAUAACGGAGACUUGAAAAUUUUGAGGCAACAGCUAAUCCACAAGUCUGAGCUUCUGGAAAAAGUGAAACAGCUGUUGACUCGUGCAGCCAUCAACGAAAAAACGUUGCGGCAACGUGUGCAACAGCUGGAAUCAAAGCAAACUCUAUCGACAAUCCCGGAGUGUUACGUGACUCCACCUACACCGAAAUAAUGGGUGUUUUGGAAAUAAGCGCAAUUUUAAGUAAACUUAGAUAGAUUUGCAGUGAAAGUCAUAUAUUUUUAUCAAGACAAAUGUAUACACACAUAUAUUUUAUUCGUGGUUUCUCCGCCAAACAUUUAUUUCAAGUGGAACCUUGUCUUCUUUAUCUUUAUCCAGUGCUUAUGUCGUGUUUUACAAUGAUUUUAUACGCAUAAAUAUGAUCGUAUUAAUUUUUUGUACACACACAGGCGCAUAAUGUUCAUGUGUAAAUGGAAGAAGUUGCUGUUAUUCUAAGACAUUUUUUUGUAUAUCUAAUAUAUGUAUCGUAUUGGCGGAAACAAAGUGAAAUUUUUUUAUGUU
Molecule: messenger RNA, 6650 nt
Organism: Dinoponera quadriceps
Lineage: Eukaryota; Metazoa; Arthropoda; Insecta; Hymenoptera; Formicidae
Gene: Cep290
Product: centrosomal protein of 290 kDa
Exons: 23
Coding region: 189-6302 (2037 amino acids)
Source: RefSeq, a predicted model, not a curated record